CCAACAAGUUUUGCAAAUGAGCUAAAUCUGUAAGCCUAAAAUUAAUUCAUAAAUUCCACAAGAAAGCGAAUGGCACCCAAUAUGCUAUGAAAGAAAAAGGAAAAUGGGAGAGUACCUGUUGGGUGAUGGAUUCAUGGGCAACCAUGUAAUCCUUGUAGAGAAUGUAGAUACCCAGAGACGAUGCCGUGGCAGCCCCCGUCAAGAAUGAAUCCAAUCUCAUCCUCAAUGCGUACCUCAUCUUUCACCUUCCCCUUUUCUUCUUCUUUAUGUUCUUUUUUCUCUUACAAAAUUUAGACCACUGUUUUCAUGAAAGAAACUUAAAACGGCACCAUUUUUGCUCACUUAACGAUACCUAACGUUGUCGUUUUAGUAGUAUACAUAUUUUUGUUGGGGGUUGAAAUCAAACAUAUGUUGAGCAGAGGCAAAGCCAAUAUAUAAAAGAGAGAGUGAAAGCCAAAAAUACACGUUUCAGUGUGGAGCAAAACACCCCACUUUGUCCCCUUCUUCAAUCUUUAUUUCCGUUUCAAAGAAAAUUUAGGGUUUGGGUUUCUUUCCUUUUGUGAAGAGGAAAAUAUGCAGCAGCCUCCACAGUUGAUGAACAUCACCACUGAGCAGAUUCAAAAGUACCUGGACGAGAAUAAGGACUUGAUUAUGGCAAUAAUGGAGAACCACAACCAGGGAAAGUUGGCUGCGAGUGCCUCGUAUCAAGCACAGCUGCAGCAGAACCUAAUGUAUCUAGCUAAAAUUGCUGAUGCACAACCACAGGCAUCGGCAUCGGCAUCUUCCCAGUCGUUGCAGAUACCUCCACAGUCUGCAAUACCACAAGAGCAGCAUGUGUCUGCACAAGCUGCAAUGGCUAAGCAGCAUCCCUGUUUCUUAGCCCCAAAGUUGCCUUUCCAUUUGAAUGAUCAGCCACAGCAGCAGCAACCAGAGCAGUCCGUGUAUCUCCAGCAGCAGCAGUUCAACCAGCCACAAGUUGGGUUAAGAUCUGUUUCCCCUAGUGGCACGUAUCUCGGGGUGCAAACUGGUAUGGGUAACAAUUUCAUGAGCAUUCAAGGAAACAAACAAGAUAGCUCAGAAGAUGUUGGUGGUGAAGGUUUCCGAAAAUCGUCGUCUGGGCGUGAUAACAUGAGGGCUUGAAUGAUGUAUACAUGGCUAAUACCCUGGUGUUCGUAUUGUGUAGAGCUCUUCCAGCACUUAGCUUCUAAUAAUCUGUUUAUGUUUUGCUGGUAUGAAAAGUGGUAGGGGCAUACUACAUGUAGGGAGCUAACUUUGGUUCUUUUGUUAUCUCUGACUUUGUUGUUUUGCGCUUCUGAAUCUCUCCGCAAUAUAUUGGCUAUUAUUGUUUAAAUAA
Molecule: messenger RNA, 1354 nt
Organism: Gossypium arboreum
Lineage: Eukaryota; Viridiplantae; Streptophyta; Magnoliopsida; Malvales; Malvaceae
Product: GRF1-interacting factor 2-like
Exons: 4
Coding region: 574-1140 (188 amino acids)
Biological process (GO): positive regulation of transcription by RNA polymerase II
Cellular component (GO): nucleus
Molecular function (GO): transcription coactivator activity
Source: RefSeq, a predicted model, not a curated record